GUUGUCCCAGUCUCCUGACCGACCGGUGGCGCUGCAGCGCAAAAUCAUCGGUAAAGACUUCAAAACCGGAAUUAAUCAGAUUUCAAAAUACAAUCCUCUUCAAGAAAAUGGCGGAAGUCGUGGAACUGCAUAAACUCAAGUUGGCUGAGCUGAAGCAGGAAUGUACUGCUCGUGGGCUGGAUGCCAAAGGAAAUAAAGCCGAUCUUAUUGCCCGGCUGCAAGCCUAUCUGGAAGAGCAUGAAGUGAAUGAAGAGGAAGUUCUGGGAGAAUAUGGUGAGGAGGCCUUUGCCAAAGAAGAGACUGAUUCCCAGAAGCAAGAGUUUACUCCUCCUGAAGAGGAGACUGAGAAAAAAGUGGUCAAGGUAAACCCUCCUGCUACAGUUGGUGAGAGGCUUCAGAAAAGAGCAGAACGCUUCAAUAUUCCACCAACUGCGGACAGCAAAAAGGCAGCACGAGCAACAAGGUUUGGUCUGCAAGAACCUGAAUCUGUAUCAUCCAAAGGAACUUCAGCCAAAGUUAAUGUUGAUGUUGAGGUAUUAAAAAAGAGAGCAGAACGUUUUGGCUUGAAUGUCUCUUCAGUUUCUAAAAAGAUUGAGGAUGAUGAAAAGCUUAAGAAGAGGAAGGAGAGAUUUGGCAUUGUUACUAGUGCAGCCAAUGAUACAGAGGUAUGAAGAAAACGUGCUGAGCGCUUUGGAAAUGUA
Molecule: messenger RNA, 701 nt
Organism: Carassius carassius (crucian carp)
Lineage: Eukaryota; Metazoa; Chordata; Actinopteri; Cypriniformes; Cyprinidae
Product: SAP domain-containing ribonucleoprotein-like
Exons: 11
Coding region: 108-671 (187 amino acids)
Biological process (GO): poly(A)+ mRNA export from nucleus
Cellular component (GO): nucleus
Source: RefSeq, a predicted model, not a curated record